Molecule: messenger RNA, 684 nt
Organism: Onychomys torridus (southern grasshopper mouse)
Lineage: Eukaryota; Metazoa; Chordata; Mammalia; Rodentia; Cricetidae
Product: secreted and transmembrane protein 1b-like
Exons: 3
Coding region: 1-684 (227 amino acids)
Biological process (GO): immune response
Molecular function (GO): cytokine activity
Source: RefSeq, a predicted model, not a curated record
AUGUUGGCCUACCCUAUAACAUUCACUGGCCCAUGUCCCAGAAUUCUCUGGACCCCACUUCUCCUGGUUGCUUCCCUGAAUGCCCAUAAUCAAAACUGGGACAACCCCAGAUGCACUGAAGUAGUGUAUGCACCCAGAGGCAACUGUGUGGAGAUGUCCUGUAACAUCUCCAACACUUUUAGAGAUAUCACCAUUGAGCUGACUACCAAUGGAAAGACCACGACCAUCUUCAACAAAAAGCCCCCGGGAAACUAUUUAAAUGAUUCAUGGCAGCUUCAGAUUCAAGGAGGCCAAGCCCAGCUGGUGAUCACAGAUGCCCAGGACAUCCAUGCAGGGUCGUACUUGUGGCAGCUGAAUGGACGCCAGAGAAGAACCAUGCACCUUAUCCUGCAUGUUACUGACCUAGCAACUGCCAACCAGGAUCCAAAGAGCUUGCAAAUCAGUGCUGAGCCCACAUCUGCAGUGAGCACGGAAGUCACCAUCAUCAUCGUCAUCUUCAGCAGCAGCAUCAUAAUAGGAAUCAGUGCAUUUGCCUGGUACAUGCACUCCCAUCUCCUGAGGCGCCACAGAUUUGAAGUCCCAGGGCCUGGUUUGAAUCUUAAGUUUCCUACUGACAUUGCCCUAAGAUAUCCCAAGUCCUGCCCCAAAAAGUACUCAAGGGGCCUCAUUAGUUCCAGAGAGUAG